Molecule: messenger RNA, 1210 nt
Organism: Alligator sinensis (Chinese alligator)
Lineage: Eukaryota; Metazoa; Chordata; Crocodylia; Alligatoridae
Exons: 3
Coding region: 1-768 (255 amino acids)
Molecular function (GO): hormone activity
Source: RefSeq, a predicted model, not a curated record
AUGAAGAGUGCAGCGACCAAGCUGUUGCUGCUCCAGUCUGAGACCCAGCAGAUUUAUGGGGGUGGAGCAGCAUCCAUAUCCCCUCCCUGCUGGCUCCCACUCCUCGCUGGCUGGGAAAAGGGAGGGUCUUCCUUGAAGCUGGUCGAUCAUGCUGACAAAGUGCCCCUAGCCGUGCACUGCAUUAACACCACCCCCAGCUCUCCCCCUCAGAGCUGUUUAAUGGAGCUACAAGAACAAUUACUUUUCCAAUGUAGAUUUUGCUCAGCUGUGCAGCUGACGUCCAUCCAUCCCCUUCCUCCCUCCCUCCUUCUAGCCUGGUCUUCUAGGUAUAAAAUGCCAGCUGCCCCCAAGUGCUGGGCUUGUUUCUCUGUGGAGCAUCAGUCACCUGUGGAGCAAAGCCUCGGUGAACAGUGCCUUUAUCCUCGACCCAUCAUGUGGUAUUCAGUGCCAUGGUCUCAGCAGUCUCAUUGGUCACCUCAAUCCAAGCACUUAAAGCUUGUCACAGUCUACGUUUUGGUGCUCUUGGUAUCACUCAGCUUUGUGACAGGCCAGAGCAGAUCAUUUAAACAUCAGAUAGACAACAGAAGUCCUGAGAUUGAUCCAUUCUGGUAUGUGGGACGUGGAGUCCGACCUAUUGGCCGGUUUGGAAAAAGGCAGCUAAGAAGCAGCCAGAGCAGCUUAAAACCCGGAGACAGAGGCCCGGACCUGAUCUUGAAUGCAUUAUGGGAACCAGAAGCAAUGGAUGCAGAAGAGGAUGAUGGCUGGUGACCUCAUUUUUUGCUGGAGUAACAACACUAACUUCCAUUUCAAUUGCAUUCUCCUGUCUCCUCACACAUACUUUAACCCUUUUGCCUAGUUGUCCUCUGCCAUGUAAUCUAUUUAUUUCCCAUGCAAAUUCAUUUAAAAAGAAUUGCACUCAGGUUUCAGAUGGAAGGUGAAAAGUGGCACUGAAUGCAACCAUAAGUUGUUAGUAGUAUUUUUGCUCUGAGCAAAGCACUCCCCCAAUAAUACCCACCCUGUGCCUUGACAUCACCAUUCACUGUGACAUUAGAUCUGCCCAAGAGCCAAACGAUUCUUGUGCUUGGAAUUAACUCUGUAUAAAACAUAGUGUCAGUGCUAACGUGUCAACAAGCCUUUCUGUCGCAUUUCCAGUGGGUAUAUUGCCUGCCCUUAUUGGUAGUUUAGUGUUCACAGGGUCUUUAAUCCUACA